AUGGAUAAGCUGAGUGAUGACUCAACUCCCUCAAGUACUCAAGAAGACAAUGAAACAUCGGAGCCAUCACAGGAGAGCACCGACAGGGCUGGCGUCGGUAUUAGGUGCGAGAAUCGGUGCGAAUUACAGCCAUUAUAUAGUGCAGUUCUUGGUCCCAUUGAAGACUUGCUUGAUGGUGAUAAACUAAUUGUAGUUCCUGAUGGCGCUUUGUCUAAAUUUCCUUGGGCAGCCCUGAGUGAAACUUUAAGGAUCCGCACUGUUCCCUCACUGAGAAGUUUGAAAGUCAUCACAGAUUCUCCAAUUGAAUACCACAGUAAAAGUGGAGCUCUGCUAGUUGGAGAGCCAUGCUUGAAGAAAAUUACAGAUAAACGGGGGAACCCCAUUUAUGAUCCUCUGAAGUACGCAAGAAUGGAAGUGGAGAUGAUUGGAGAAAUUCUAAAGAGUCAAACCUUAACAGGUGAAGAUGCAACCAAAGAAGCGGUACUUCAGAGAAUCGCGUCAGUUGCUUUGGUUCACAUCGCAGCCCACGGAAGGAAGGAAACUGGAGAAAUUGGUUUGGCUCCAGACCCCCGAUGGAAAUCCAAGACUCCUACAGAUGAGGACUAUAUUUUGAAAGUGUCUGAUAUACAAGCUGUGAAGCUGAGAGCAAGGCUAGUUGUGCUAAGUUGCUGCCAUAGUGGUCAAGGACCGGUCUCCUCUGAGGGUGUGGUCGGUAUGGCACGUGCUUUCUUGUUUGCUGGUGAUCGUUCCCUGCUGGCAUCACUCUGGGCAAUUGAUGACGAAGCCACCAUGAUAUUUAUGAAAUCUUUCUAUCAACAACUUGCAAGUGGAGAAAGUGCAAGUGUUGCUCUUCAGAGGGCCAUGAAAUGUCUUCGAGACUCCCAGGAUUAUUCUGCUCCGAAGUACUGGGCUCCUUUUGUUCUGAUGGGCGAUGACGUUAAGAUUGUAUUGGAA
Messenger RNA from Porites evermanni, 954 nucleotides. Lineage: Eukaryota; Metazoa; Cnidaria; Anthozoa; Scleractinia; Poritidae. The record is from the annotation of a GenBank genome assembly.